Molecule: messenger RNA, 3051 nt
Organism: Carlito syrichta (Philippine tarsier)
Lineage: Eukaryota; Metazoa; Chordata; Mammalia; Primates; Tarsiidae
Gene: FGD5
Product: FYVE, RhoGEF and PH domain containing 5
Exons: 19
Coding region: 203-1864 (553 amino acids)
Cellular component (GO): cytoplasm
Molecular function (GO): guanyl-nucleotide exchange factor activity; metal ion binding
Source: RefSeq, a predicted model, not a curated record
UGCCUACACGGAGCCCUACAAGGUCUGUCCCAUCUCGGUGGCGGCUCCCAAAGAGGACCUCACGUCAGAUGAAGAGCAGAAAAGCUCGGAGGAGGAGGACAGCACUUCGAAGGACCCCAGCCUCACCCACAAGGUGGAAGGACAGUCCAGGGCCCUUGUCAUCGCACAGGAACUGCUGUCUUCAGAGAAAGCAUAUGUGGAGAUGCUCCAGCACUUACAUCUGGAUUUCCACGGAGCUGUCAUGAAGGCAUUGGAUGACAUGGACCACGAGGGCCGAGACACAUUGACCCGGGAGGAGCUGAGGCAGGGCCUGAAUGAACUCCCAGCCAUCCACGACCUUCACCAAGGCAUCCUGGAGGAGCUGGAGGAGAGGUUGUCAAACUGGGAGGGCCAGCAGAAGGUGGCCGACGUCUUCCUGGCCCGGGAGCAGGGAUUUGAUCACCACGCCACUCACAUCCUGCAGUUCGACAGAUACCUAGGUCUGCUGGGUGAAAACUGCCUCCACUCUCCGCAGCUGGCAGCUGCCGUCCAUGCAUUUGAGGAGAGUCUGCAAGGAGGUGGCCAAGCCGUGAAGCAUCGGCUGCUGAGGGUGGUCCAGCGCCUCUUCCAGUACCAAGUGCUUCUCACAGACUAUUUAAACAACCUCUGCCCAGACUCGGCUGAGUACGACAGCACACAGGGUGUGCUGACCCUCAUCUCCAAAGUCACAGACCGUGCCAACGACAGCAUGGAGCAGGGGGAAAACCUUCAGAAGCUGGUCCACAUUGAGCACAGCGUUCGGGGCCAAGGGGAUCUCCUCCAGCCAGGAAGGGAGUUUCUAAAGGAGGGGACACUAAUGAAAGUAACAGGGAAGAACAGACGCCCCCGGCACCUGUUUCUGAUGAGCGACAUGCUCCUGUACACGUAUCCCCAGAAGGACGGGAAGUACCGGCUGAAGAGCUCAUUGGCCGUGGCCAGCAUGAAGGUCAGCCGCCCCGUGACGGAGAAAGUCCCCUACGCCCUGAAGAUUGAGACUCCCCAGUCCUGCCUGAUGCUGUCCGCGAGCUCCUGUGCGGAGAGGGAUGAGUGGUACGGCUGUCUGAGCAGAGCCCUUCCAGAGGACUACAAGGCCCAGGCGCUGGCUGUGUUCCACCAUUGCGUGGAGAUACGGGAGAGGCUGGGGGUCAGCCUGGGGGAGAGGCCCCCCACCCUGGUGCCUGUCACACACGUCAUGAUGUGUAUGAACUGUGGCUGCGACUUCUCUCUCACCCUGAGGCGUCAUCACUGCCACGCCUGUGGCAAGAUUGUGUGCCGGAACUGCUCGAGAAAUAAGUACCCCUUGAAGUACCUCAAAGACCGGAUGGCCAAGGUCUGCGAUGGCUGCUUUGGGGAGCUGAAGAAGAGGGGCGGGGCUGUCCCGGGCCUGAUGAGAGAGCGGCCUGUGAGCAUGAGCUUCCCCCUGUCCACACCCCGCUUUUCGGGCAGUGCCUUCUCGUCCGUCUUCCACAGCAUCAACCCCUCGACCUUCAAGAAGCAGAGGAAAGUCCCUUCGGCCCUGACGGAGGUGGCUGCCUCCGGAGAGGGCUCUGCCAUCAGCGGCUAUCUCAGCCGGUGUAAGAAGGGCAAGCGGCACUGGAAGAAGCUCUGGUUUGUCAUCAAAGGCAAAGUCCUCUACACCUACAUGGCCAGUGAGGACAAAGUGGCCAUGGAGAGUAUGCCUCUGCUAGGUUUCACCAUUGCCCCAGAAAAAGAAGAGGGCAGCAGUGAAGUAGGACCUAUUUUUCACCUUUACCACAAGAAAACCUUAUUUUAUAGCUUCAAAGCAGAAGAUACCAAUUCAGCUCAGAGGUGGAUUGAAGCCAUGGAAGAUGCAAGUGUGUUAUAGCAUUUAUCAAGCAUGUGGACUCAGUAUAAACUCUUAGGUUGAUAUGUGAACCCUUAUAGAAGUUAAUCCAUCUCUCAACUCAUCCGGACACACAUCUGGAUUCAGCAUGGGCCUUGACCUUUUUUGCAGUAACCCCGCCACACACAUCCUCAGGAGUGGAGCCCUUAAGGAAUAUUUAUGGACUUCUCUUCUGUCUUCAUGUUUUCCACCCCACCAACCCCACCUCCUGUCAUAAACUAUUUCCUUAUCCUGCAGUGAGUUACCAAAUGUAGUAUCAUGAAGAUGUGAAAACCACUAGAAAAGUACAUUUAGAAAUGCAGGUUUCUAGUAGAAACAAGCUUUUACAGUUUUUACUUAUGGUAAAUCUUACCAUCUUUCAUAAUGUUGAUUGUGGUGCCUCAGGUGAAAUGAGAAACAAUCAGUAACAGCUAUUCUCAUCAAAAGCACUUUAUUGUUUCUGAGCUGAAACCUCCAAUUUUGUGUUUUCCAAGUGAUUUACUUAAGUCAGUAACAGAUGGAAUCCUGCGGACUAAUCUGCCACCAGUCCUCUAACAAGGGUAUACAUAAAAUGAACUUGUGCAGACCUGGCUGUGGCUUGCCAGUGCAUAAGCACACAUCACUGCAGAGGGGCCAUGCCCCAUUAGAUAGGCAGGGGAGGAUCUGCUCCUCAAUGGAUCAUGUGACCUGUAUACUAACAUAAUUUAUUGAAGGAGGGACUCCCUCCUUCCCACAGUAGUCCUUAACACUACACCAGUGUUGGAAACUCAGCCACUGGCAGAUCUGGCCUCCCCAAGGUCACCAAGGGCCCUCUGAAGAGUCAGAGUCUGCUUUAAUUUAUUGUGUGCCUUCCUUUGUUUACCCCCACUAGAGCUGACAGCAUUGUUUAUGAGAACCUAUCCUUAUUUUAGAUACAUGGUAAUCUUUGGAUUGCAUUACUUUUUAUUUUUUGAAAGAGAAAACAAGAUAUACUCAGAAGGUGAAUUCAUGGUCUUGGCAGAUGGCUCUAGACACAGUACGGGGACACAGAGGUAGCGGCUUGAAGAUAUUCUCUGGGCACCUGUAGCUAAAUCACCUCCCACAGAUGACUCGCUCAUGAUGCUGGACAGUUUUUUACAUAAUGGGAGUGGAGGGGUGGGGGGUGGGCUUCAUUACUCUUAUUGCAAUAAAAAUCAUAUCAUUGUCUGAUA